AUGUCAAGAAAAGAAGCCAUAGAAGUAUUGGAUAAAAUGUUGAAAAACAUUAAUGAUUCAGAACUAUCUUUUGGUGGAAAGGUUGUUGUGUUUGGUGGAGAUUUUUGUCAAAUCCUACCUGUAGUUCAAAAAAGCACAAGACAACAACAAAUUGACACUAGCUUGGUUUCUUCUUACCUAUGGCCAACAUUGACAAAGUUUCAUUUGACUGAAAAUAUGCGUGCAAGAUUAGAUCCAGACUUUUCAAAAUAUAUAUUAGAAUUAGGCAAUGGGAUGCCACCAAUCACAAUUGAUGAACUUGUCAAUAUUCCUGUAGCCAUGUUAAUCCCAUAUGAAAACGAUGCCACUUCUUUGAAUCAUUUGGUGGAUGCUGUUUUUCAUGAUAUUUGUGAUUAUUCAGUAAACAUUUCAACCAUAAUGAAUCGAGCUAUAUUGACACCAAAGAAUGCUUAUGUUGAUGAAAUAAACACUUUGUUAAUUCAGAAAUUUCUCGGGGAGCUAAAACGAUAUUACAGCUUUGAUGAAUCAAUUGAUGCAUCUAAACAACUAGUUAUGGAAGAUUUCUUGAAUACACUAACACCAAAUGGACUUCCUCCUCAUGAGUUAUUACUGAAACAAAAUUGUCCAAUCAUGUUGCUCAGAAACAUUAACCCUUCAGAAGGAUUAUGCAAUGGAACACGACUUAUAUGCCGCAAUUUUGAUCAUAACAUGAUUCAUGCAGAAAUUGCUGUUGGUCAUCACAGUGGUAGAAAAGUUUUUAUUCCAAGAAUCCCAUUCUUGCCAAAUCCUGAUGAAAAUAGUGGUUUCCCAUUCAAGCGAACUCAAUUCCCUGUUAAAUUAAGCUUUGCAAUGAGUAUAGAUAAAUCACAAGGACAAACAUUGGAUUUUGUUGGGAUAUAUUUGCCUCAUCCAGUUUUCUCACAUGGGCAAUUAUAUGUGGCUUUAUCAAGAGCUAAGACUAUUUCUGCAAUCAAGAUUUUAAUAAGGCCAAUCUCAGCUGAAGAAUCAGAAAACAAUCGCACAAAAAAUAUUGUUUAUACGGAAUUGUUAACAUUGGCAGCUUCUAAUUGA
This is a messenger RNA of Juglans microcarpa x Juglans regia, 1071 nucleotides long. RefSeq names its product ATP-dependent DNA helicase PIF1-like. The transcript has a single exon. Lineage: Eukaryota; Viridiplantae; Streptophyta; Magnoliopsida; Fagales; Juglandaceae. Gene Ontology annotation, biological process: DNA repair; telomere maintenance. The record is from RefSeq and is a predicted model, not a curated record. Gene Ontology annotation, molecular function: DNA helicase activity. The coding region runs from base 1 to 1071 and encodes 356 amino acids.